Molecule: messenger RNA, 1472 nt
Organism: Quercus lobata
Lineage: Eukaryota; Viridiplantae; Streptophyta; Magnoliopsida; Fagales; Fagaceae
Product: leukocyte receptor cluster-like protein
Exons: 2
Coding region: 299-985 (228 amino acids)
Source: RefSeq, a predicted model, not a curated record
UAAUACGCUUAGGUGGAAGGAAAAACAAUUCCCAGAACAAAUUUAACCCGAACUCCAAACAAGACCUCCUUAAUCCGCAGAGUUCCAUCACCGACCUUUGAAUUUUGAUCAUAUUACGGCAUACUGUUCUUGAUUCUCAAUAUAUAUAUCUACACUCUACUUUAAUUUGUUCGUAUACAAUUAUUUUUCGAAGCACACACAAACAAACAAUCACCAAAGCUAAACCCUAAUUCGCAUUAUUUUUGGGAAAUCCAUUACCAUCUGUGUACUGUAGGUAGGAUUGGUAAAUAGAGUAGUAAUGGGAGGUCAUGGAGGUCUGAAUAUUCUGCCACAGAAGCGGUGGAAUGUGUACAAUUUCGAUAACCGAGAGAAAGUCCGCCGCGACGAGGAGGCUGCGGUGAAGGAGGAGCAGCUCAAGCGCGAGCAAGCCAGGAAGCGCGACACCGAGUUCCGCAUCGAGCGCCUCCGUACUGCUCGUGGCUUGGCUCCCACUGUGCCUGUGCCUGUGCCAGAGCCAGAGCCAGAGCCAGAACCAGCACCAGAACCAGAACCAGAGCCUGCUGAAUCGGAGCCAAAGACUGGCCACAUUAACCUCUUUGAAGGAAUCAGGAUUUUUGAUCCAAUCAAAGUAUCAGAGAACAAGAGAGGUAGUGAAAAAGAUGAGUUCAAGAAGAAUAAGAAGAUGAAGAAAGAGGAGGCGCCGAGAGUUGUGGGGCCGGAAGAUGAGAAGUAUAGGUUAGGGUAUGGAGUUGCCGGGAAAGGAGUUAAGUUGCCGUGGUACCUUGAAAGGCGGAGCGAUGAUGGGAAUGGUGAGAGUGGUGGAGAUGGUGAGGUGAAGAAGGAGGAAGGGAAAAAGAGUGGGAAGAAGACAUUGGAGGAGUUGAGGGAGGAGCGGUUCAAAAGAGAGAGGCGCGAGAAGGAAAGGGAACGGGCUUUGAUGGCCGAGAAGAGUCGAAGAGAUAAAGGGUUUUCCAGGAGGGGAUGAUCAAGGCAAGUGAACAGGAUUUUCAGAAUAUUUAACUCUCUCUGGUUCACCUUGUGUUGUUAAUCAUAUCAGGAUUUGGGUUGUUAUGAGCUUUUUGGAAUUCACAAAAAAAGAAAAAAUAAAAAAAAAAGUAUAAAGGCAAUGCAUUUUCAAUGUCUCUCUUUAGAAUUUUAAUUCCGUGUGAAGUUCUAUUGCAUACUUUAUUGUCAAUGAGUUCUGGAGAAAGUUGCCCUUGCUUGUGCUUGGAAUUGGUCCUUUGAGUGUAAAGUGCAGUAGUUACUUGUCAAUGAAGAAGAAUGAAUCUUUGUACAUAUCAUAGUUUUUGGAGAAAAUCGCCCUUGCUUGUGCUUAAAAUUGCUUCUUGAGAGGAAAGUGCAGUAGUUACUUGUAAAGGAAGAAUGAAUCUUUGUACUUUGUCAAUAAGGAAUCUACCUGGGCUAAUAUAUUUUGCAGAGGAUGAAAUUGAAUUGAUUUUAUCCUGUUAUCA